Messenger RNA from Dreissena polymorpha, 3550 nucleotides. RefSeq lists its product as uncharacterized. Gene Ontology annotation, biological process: positive regulation of DNA-templated transcription. The record is from RefSeq and is a predicted model, not a curated record. The coding region runs from base 253 to 2010 and encodes 585 amino acids. NCBI's taxonomy places the organism in Eukaryota, Metazoa, Mollusca, Bivalvia, Myida, Dreissenidae. The transcript has 3 exons. Gene Ontology annotation, molecular function: ubiquitin-protein transferase activity; zinc ion binding. Gene Ontology annotation, cellular component: chromatin; nucleoplasm.
CAUACGAUUCACAGAUUACAUAGUUACUUUGUUUACUUAAGUUUAAACCUUCAAACAAACAGGAGUUUUAUAUUUGUUUCAUACUGGUAAUGUUAUGCAUAACUUGUUUACGGGCUUUGGGCAAUUGGAUGGGCGAGAUUUGUUGAGCUGUUUAAUUUAGCUGACAAUCAUUUAGAGGCACUAACAUAUUUAAGUUGAAUCAAAGGUAAAGGGAUCCUUAGCUGCCGUGUUUGUGAAAAUUAAUUUAGUAAAAUGGCAACCUUUUCACAAUCCUCCUUAGACAAGGGAUCUGACAUUACAAAAAGCUUUUCACAAUCCACCAUUGACAAGGGAUCUGACAUGAUCCAAGACUUCUUGUGCUCGACCUGCGAAGACAAAAAACUGGAUAAAAUGGCUGAUUUCUACUGUGAAUCUUGUGUGAAGUUUUACUGUGGAGAGUGUGUUAACAUGCACAACAAGUUGUUUACAAAACAUACCCCCUGUGGAAGAGGAGCUAUGAAGAAAUGGCCAGUGGCCAAGAAGAUUGAAGAUUUUCUUCUGAAAUGUGAUAUUCAUAAAGAAGAAAGCCUGAAAAUGUAUUGUGAUGAUCACAGUGAGCUGUGCUGCACAAAUUGUGCAUUCCUUAAACACAGACUCUGCCCACAGGUAACUUUUAUAUCAGACAAAGUAAAAGUUCAGUCCACAGACUUUCAAAAACUGUCAGUUUCUAUCAAAACUAUACUGGAAGAAAUAAACAAACUUGAAGACAACCAAAAGGCUAGCAUUCAAUAUGUUCAAAGUUCAUAUGAUGAGCAGUUAUACACGAUACAGGAAACUCGCCAAAAAAUAAAUUCAGCCUUAGACACAAUUGAACAGAAGACACUGACGGAAAUGAAAGAUAUUCUGACCAAACUACAGACCUCUUCCAAAAUUGCUGUUGACAAAUGUAUCAGGCUUCGGGAUGAAUUGCAACAACUUCGAGACGCAAUACAGGAUAUAAGUGAUAAAAGCAAACUGGAACUAUCCUUUAUAGCCACCAGGAAAUGCAUGGAUAAAAUACAGCAGUCUGAAACCUAUCUGAAGGAAAAUUCUCUUCAGGCUAAAGUUUCAAUAACAUUCCAGCCUAACCAUGAAAUUAUACAGUACUUGUCUAAACUGUCUGGUCUUGGACAGAUUGAACACAGUACUCAGACAUUGAUGGGACAAGGGAAUCCAAACAAGGUAAUCACUGUGCAGGGGAAGUCUGAACACAAUGUGAACAUAUCAAGUGAUUCACAAAAAUGCAGUAUCACAGCCAUCUGUGUUCUACCAGACAGAAAGGUCCUGGUUGUAGACAACGAUAAUGCGAAUGUCAAGCUUCUUGACCAGCAGUACCAGGUGGUGAGUCACUGGAGUGCUACUGGCUGGCCAGUGGGUAUGUGUGAGAUCACACCCAGUGAGGUGGCUGUGACUCUUGAUUGUCGAGAUACAAACACACAUAAGGUCCAGUUCAUCACAGUAAACAACAGGCAGCUGGUCAAGGGGAAAAAGCUUCAGUUUCAACAUACAUGUAGUGGUAUUGCCUUCCACCAAGGAGACCUGUAUAUUACUUCUAGAACUGCCCUGUACAUGUACACACUCAGUGGGAUAUUUGUCAGCAAGAUGUAUGAGGAUACAUCAGGUGAUCUGACAGUAGACAGGUGUGCUGUGAGUCCCACAGGGGACAAGUUGUACAUCAAUAACUACAACAAACACAAGCUUCUUAUCCUGGCCAGGGAUGGGUCAGUCCUGGUCACCUUUACUGACCCAGCAAUGGCCUGCCCAACUGGUGUAAAUGUGACACCUUCCGGGCAAGUGCUGGUAUGUGGAGGCCUAUACCCCAACUACUAUAUCAUACAGUUGGACAGUGAGGGAAAAAGGAAGCUGGCCACUCUUGCUACGGAGAAGGAUGGAAUAUGUAACCCAUGGUCAGUCUGCUACAACAGACACACCGCCUGCAUAAUUGUCGGACUUUUUAGAAACAAUAGUAUCCAGGUGUUCAAAGCACAAUAGUGUUAUUUAACAAGCAUCUUGUUUUAUUAUUCAGAUUAUUCAAAUUGGCCAUGAGAAUAUGCUGUUCUACAAUUAGAGCAUUGUGAUAUGAUACCAUAACAAUGAUAGUAUUAAUAAAGAGUAUAUGUGAACAUUAUAAGUGCUAUGCAUGUAUUAAGUUGUUAAAUCUAUGAAAAUUCUUUGUGUAUUUCUAUUUCACUUAACACGUGAAAAUGAUUUUAGUUUAGAGAAUAAUUUAUGUCAUUUACCUGACAUCAAAAUCGCACUCGAUUUAUGUAUAUUGGCUUUCAUGUUUUUAACAUACAUUACAAACGUAUAGAAGAUUACUUGAAAUUUGUUUAAUCCUUGGUUUUGAAAUAUGAUGAAAAUUGUUGUUUCCUGCUUUGAAAACACCUUUCUUUAAAAAUUGGAAAGACCUUUUCUCAGGUUUGGAUCAAAAUUAAUACCAAAUGAAAUGUUCAAAUAUUCUCUUCCAGUUCAAUUAAAUGAAUAAAUGUUAAUUCAGCAUCGGUUAAUAUGAAAAUUAUAGCGAUGCAGCAUUUUGCAAUUUUUUAACCCGAGUUUAUAGUGCGAAGCUGUUCGAACAAGAAUUUACACUAUCAAGACAUUUUGUGUGUGCCCCUUUAUAUUUUCCAGAGUGUUUAUUUUGGUGUUCUUAUAUAAAACAAUUAGAAUUUUAUCAUAUACCCUGUUUCCUAUUUAAUACAACCAUAAAAUAUUAUUUUAAAUUACACAUGUGUAAGACAACAUUUUAAAUGUUUUCACUGGCUUAGUUUUUGUUUAUUGACCAAUCGCAUUUUGUUAUUUUGCUGAAAUGACGUUGCAACGUCAAAUGACGUCACGAAAUGUAAUCAAAAUUCGGGAUUUAUCAUUAUGUUUGCGUAAAUAUUUAUUUAAUUCGAUCAUUUAAAAGCAUGUGAUAAAAAAGAUCCGACACUCGUUGUCAUAUUAAACCAUAUUUUAUUUAACGCGUCCAGGAAAUUUGUCAAAGGCUCGCUUACUAACAAAAUUCCUAAACUCGUUUAAUAAAAUAUGGUAUAAUAUGACAACUUGUGCCUGAUCACAUAUAUAUAUAUAUAUAUAUAUAUUGCAUUCUGUGAAAUAGUAUAUGUUAUAACAUAUAGUUCUUCCUCACUCUUCCCUACCCUGAUAUAUAUGCACUUACAUUAUAAAAAUUCAUAUAAUUGUUUUUUUAUAAUUGAUAUUCAAAGAUUUUAAAGUAAUGAGUUUCACAUAAGCCAAAAUUACAACAGUGCAUUCAUGUAGAAUUAAGUAGCUGCAAGACAUUUAAGAAAUACCAAUAGUAAGAACCAGUUUAAUUGAUCUUAUUAAAAAUAAUAUGCAAUAAACAUAAAUUGAUUACCAUUAGUCUUUUGGCAUGAAUUCUCCGGUUUUAAAUAGUAAUGAAAUACAAUGCAAUCAAUUUUAAUUAAGUUGGAUAUAUUCCAAGAUAACAAUUACAUGCAUGAACAGGUAAAUUAAAGAUUGGCUCCCUAACAAGUCUAAAACAAUGUUCCAGUAAACAUCAAGAAUAAACUUA